AAUUUCAUUAUGAAAAGGGAGGGCUGAGCCUCGAUGCCUUUCAUUUGCGGUCCGUGCAGCCGAAGCACGUGCUUCCGAGUGUAAAAGGCUCUCAUCUGUGAGAGUAAAGCUGAAGGGGCGUGGAUAAAGGCUUGAGUUACCUGCCCUAGACUUUCACCUGCGGAGGAAUGGAAAGAAUUUACCAAACCACCACCAGCAGCAGCAGAAGCAAGUCAAGUGAACCUGGAACAUAAAACCAUCGGCGAGAGAGAGGACGAGGACCUCGACGCACACCUGAAACAUUCGCUCCUGCAUGAGAACACAGCGUGUGUAAGCCUCAGAGAACGAGACGGAGAGAGAGCUGACCCCUGACCAUGGCUCUCCGGGAACCAGAAAGACCCGUGGGAGAGACAGAAGGAGCGUGUUUACCUGUGCAGGUGGAGCGGAGUGACCGAUGUGAGCUGCACUGACCGGACACCAUGCUCAGACCCCGACGCUUCUGGAUCUUUAACGUGCUCCUGUGUUUCGCCAUCAUUUAUUCUCGACUCGGGGCUCUUUCCUCUGUGGUGGCCCUUGGUGCAAACAUCAUCUGCAAUAAGAUCCCGGGUCUCGCCCCCCGCCAGCGAGCCAUCUGCCAGAGCCGGCCGGACGCCAUCAUCGUGAUCGGAGAGGGGGCACAGCUGGGCAUCAACGAAUGCCAGUAUCAGUUCAGAUUCGGCCGCUGGAACUGCUCGGCGCUCGGCGAACGCACCGUCUUCGGACAGGAGCUGCGAGUAGGCAGCAGGGAGGCGGCAUUCACCUACGCCAUCACCGCCGCUGGGGUCGCCCACGCAGUGACCGCAGCAUGCAGCCAGGGCAAUAUGAGCCAGUGCGGCUGCGACAGGGAGAAACAGGGCUACUACAACCAGGAGGAGGGCUGGAAAUGGGGCGGAUGCUCAGCGGACAUUAAAUACGGCAUCGAGUUUUCCCGAAAGUUUGUGGACGCCCGGGAGAUUAAAAAAAACGCCCGACGGCUGAUGAACCUUCAUAACAACGAAGCUGGCCGAAAGGUCCUGGAAGAGCGGAUGAAGCUGGAAUGCAAGUGUCAUGGCGUCUCGGGCUCCUGCACCACCAAAACCUGCUGGACCACGUUACCCAAGUUCCGCGAGAUCGGCUACGUCCUGAAGGACAAGUACAACAAAGCGGUGCACGUGGAGGUGGUCCGUGCCUCUCGCCUGCGACAGCCCACCUUCCUCAAAGUGAAGAAGACACACGGUUAUCAAAAGCCUUUAGAAACAGACUUGGUCUACAUCGAGCGCUCGCCCAACUACUGCGAAGAGGACGCCAAAACGGGCAGCGUUGGGACGCAGGGGCGGCUGUGCAACCGGACAUCAUCGCACACGGACGGUUGUGACCUCAUGUGCUGUGGGCGGGGCUACAACACGCAUCAGUACACCAAAGUGUGGCAAUGCAACUGUAAAUUCCAGUGGUGCUGUUUUGUGAAAUGCAACACCUGUAGCGAGAGGACGGAGGUGUUCACCUGCAAAUGAAUCGGUUGCACAGCAGAAUCUAUAUUUGCUUUAAGAGUUGAAAUACGAGCCCAGAAGUACGUGCACUGACUCGCGCUAAAGGACUGCAGGAUGCUCGCCGAGCAUGCUGGGAUUUGUAGUUUGGGACUCGGCGUCGUCUCAAAACGCCACGGAGGAACUCGUCGAAGGAGCUCAACGCAAAUCGAGGAUUUUUAUUUGUAAUGCCAACUGGAAUCUGUUAGAGUAUGUUAGCUAUCCAGUCACACUGGGUCUGUCUGUUUGAACACUGAAAAUAAAUUAUUAUAUAUUA
This is a messenger RNA of Carassius gibelio (silver crucian carp), 1797 nucleotides long. RefSeq names its product protein Wnt-7b-like. Gene Ontology annotation, molecular function: cytokine activity; frizzled binding. The transcript has 4 exons. The record is from RefSeq and is a predicted model, not a curated record. Lineage: Eukaryota; Metazoa; Chordata; Actinopteri; Cypriniformes; Cyprinidae. Bases 459 to 1508 code for a protein of 349 amino acids. Gene Ontology annotation, biological process: cell fate commitment; multicellular organism development; canonical Wnt signaling pathway. Gene Ontology annotation, cellular component: extracellular region.